Tribolium madens (black flour beetle) is the source of this 1519-nucleotide messenger RNA. RefSeq lists its product as uncharacterized. NCBI's taxonomy places the organism in Eukaryota, Metazoa, Arthropoda, Insecta, Coleoptera, Tenebrionidae. Bases 362 to 1099 code for a protein of 245 amino acids. The transcript is spliced from 4 exons. The record is from RefSeq and is a predicted model, not a curated record.
UAAUAACCCGGAAAAAUGCGUCUGUGACGUCUUCUAAGAUUUGCAGCAGCAACUCAUUUCAUUCCCGUACCAUCAAGUGGUCUCGUGAUAACCAAUUUUCCGAAAAAAAAUAACCCUCUAGACAAGUCCACCGGUCGAAAAUGGCACUCGACCGAUAAGACGGUCCAUAACACAUCAAAGAAGAGUUAUUCGAUGACGAAACGUUUCGCAUGGAUACCGUCAAGAUCAUUAUCACCUGCUGAUAAGCCACGACAGGUACAAAACCGACCGGAUCGCGACGUAAACUCCAUUCCUGAAAUCACACACGAACGAGACAUCGCGCUUUGCGGUAAUUAAUAAAAAGUGUGCGGUGUUGUUGUCGAUGUAUAGUGGCGGGUUAGCGUCCAUCGAAAUGGGUCUUCCGUGCUGUAAAUGGUUCGCUAUAAGUGUGUGGUGUUUGAGUAUGACGGGGAUUUAUGGCUACAGCAUACGGCCGAUAGAAGAAAAUGGCCAACCAAUUAACUUAGACAGGGACCUUUUAUUCCCUUAUGACAAAAGUCAAUUCCGAGACAGUUUUGAAGAUAAAGAAAAAGAGGACAUGUACGAAAGUACCAAAUUCGAAUCCACCAAACUUCCAGGUGCUGAUGACGCUGAAAAUCGAUUGUUUUUGUUUUUCGUAAACAACGAUAAAUACACUGGAGCCGACAAUACCUCCACUCCUUUGGACUCUUGGUCAGUGGUUUGGUAUAUCGCUUCUUUUGGGGGCCUUAUCGUGUUCUUCCUCAUUGUUUCGUGUUCCGAGUGGUGUUGCCGAAGAGCUCUCCGGAACAGUCAGAACUGUGGCAGGAGUGCCCCCGCCGCCACCACCCUCAACGUGCCCGAUACGCCGCCCCCAUCUUACGACCAAUUCGCUCCUCCUUCGUAUGAGAGUAUCUGUCUAGGGAGAAAUGGUAGAGGCGGUGAGAAGAGCGAGUACGACAUUUAUGUAGUUCCUGUCCAUGCUUUUGCACCUAUUAUGGAGAGUCGGCAGGAAGAUGCGCCCCCUUCGUAUUUCAGUGCUUCUGGUCACAGCUUUGUUCCAGCCGUGACGGAAAACAAUCAAGUGUUGAGAGUGACGUGAAACAAGAAAACAAUAAAACGAGUUUAUUGCUUGAUAAGAGAUCUGAAGGCGAUAAAUGAAUGUUGAGAAACUCGACCAAAUAUGAGAUUAUCGUAAUGUUGGGGCGCUGAUAUCGCACAUUGUGAUAUUAUAGUGAUAUGAGGAAGUAUUACGGACUGGUGGAUGAGCCAUAAUUCUUAGGGUGUAGAGUUGACUCGAAACAGUAUUACUUUAUUACCCAAAACUUGUGCCUUAUUUAUAAGUCUACUUAACUAUAAGACUGUCAGAGUUGUAGAUUAAGUUUUGUACCUGCUUGUAAAUAAUUUAUUUAUACGUCUCUUGUAUGUGAUAUUAUGUUUGUAUAAAGUGACGUCAGUGAAAUCACUGACCACUGUAUUGUUCUACACUAAUAAGUGAUAAAUAAAAUCAAAACAAUCUCUA